AUGUCAUGUUUGUUUGAAACCAAUUGUCUUUUUGCAAAUUGUCUAUUUGGCAAAGCAUACUUGAUUUGGCGUCCUUUUUCGAUUUUUAAUUUUUUUUUUAAAUUUUCUAAAAAUUUUAGAUUUAUUAAAAUCAUCAAUAAUAUGGAAAAUCUGGAAAUGAACUAUGUCUUACAUACUUUUAUGGAUUAUUCCCAUACAAAACUCUCGUAUAUUCUUAAAAUGCAUGAUAAACUUGAGCAACAUUGGUUGAGAUUAAAGGAUAUUUUGGAGCAGAAAUGGUUUGUGAUGGAUGGGAAUGAAGAAUUGAUUAAUUUAAAAGUUGAAUGUUCACCGACAAUUCAGAGAGAGAACAAGGCUGCGAGUAUAAUUCAGGCAUGGUGGCGCGGUCUUUGUUAUCGCAAAUUUAUGUUGCAAGAACAUAAGGAAAAGCUAAAAUGUUGUGUUUUGCAACUUAGAGAAGCACCUUGUAGUGAGGAAAAUCCAAAAGAAGAGCGUUGUGAACCAUUAAAACAACGGAUUUUGCGUUACUUGAAUGGUCUUUUGUCUACUGUGCUUACUGAACGGAAAGUUAUGGCUUUACGUUUAAAUCGUCUGGCUGAUAGUUCACAUGUGGCUAUGGAAUGUAUGUUACAAAAUCGUGCUCUUCCAGUGAUACUUGAAUGCAUAACAGAUUUGAAUCGAAGCGUUGCCCAUCUCUAUGUUAUCCGACCUUUAUGCACGCUUCUCGUCAAGCUUCUUUCGUAUAAGCCUUUUGUCAAUCAAUAUGUAAUUGUUUGCUUGGACAAACUUCUUUCCAAUGCCAUCCACCAAAUUCACAAUAAUUACACUGAUUCCAGUAUAGUUUCUGAUCAAAUAAAUGUAAUUAAAGAGUUAUCUUGCUAUUCUGGAUUUGCUGAAAAGAUGAGAGCACUUCAUUUUGAUUGGUUUAUGCAAAAAUAUAAGCAACAUUUUGGGAAAUUGAAGCAAAACGAUCCACGUUUUAAUGCUUAUCGUUUUCUUUGUAAUGUACAAAAGAAUUUAAACAAUACUUUGGCAAUUAAAAAUGAUUGA
Messenger RNA from Meloidogyne enterolobii, 1050 nucleotides. The record is from the annotation of a GenBank genome assembly. NCBI's taxonomy places the organism in Eukaryota, Metazoa, Nematoda, Chromadorea, Rhabditida, Meloidogynidae.